Messenger RNA from Nerophis ophidion (straightnose pipefish), 2221 nucleotides. RefSeq names its product prospero homeobox 3 (gene prox3). The coding region runs from base 172 to 2184 and encodes 670 amino acids. The record is from RefSeq and is a predicted model, not a curated record. Gene Ontology annotation, biological process: regulation of transcription by RNA polymerase II. Gene Ontology annotation, molecular function: RNA polymerase II cis-regulatory region sequence-specific DNA binding; DNA-binding transcription factor activity, RNA polymerase II-specific. NCBI's taxonomy places the organism in Eukaryota, Metazoa, Chordata, Actinopteri, Syngnathiformes, Syngnathidae. The transcript is spliced from 6 exons. Gene Ontology annotation, cellular component: nucleus.
GCUUGUGGAAUAACACCACAAUACAACACGCAGGAGCUGCAGCCACUCGGUGGUCUCCUGUAACCACCAUCAUCAUCACCACUGCUGACAUCCCGGGUGCCAGCUGAGGACAGUCACACUGGGAGGAGAGCGCAGAAGCGGACACCUGAGUUGGAGCACCGCAGCCAAAUUAUGGACUCCCCCUCAGACCUCUUCGACGACUCUGCUGGGCCGCUCCAUCAGCUUGCCCCCCCACUACGCUCCUCAGACCUGCUUGGUGGUUUUCCAGGUGGAGGUCGGCCACCGCUGACUGCCUUCAGACCACCCAGUUUCCCAUUCAUCCAGCAGCACCUCAUCCAACCUCAUGGAGCUCCGAGAAGGACCGGGGGUCCUCACCACGCACUAAACCCGCCACCGGCUUUACUCAGGGCGGACAAGAGAAAGCCAGAUGAAGACCAGGAUUUGGUGGCAAAUGAUGACCAGGUUAAAAAACGACCCACCACUGAGUGGAGUCAAGACCUGGCGAGGGUGAAGAGGAUGAAGCUCGAUGGUAGAACAGAGGAAGGGGAGGCGAGGCGAGGUGAAGGAGGCAGGGAGCUGAGGAAAAGAAGGAAGGAGGAGCUAAAGGAGCAGCUGGAAGAGGCGAGGGAGAGACUCCAGGCCCUGCAGGAGAAAGUGCUGAUGGCCUUUGGGGAAAAGAACAUGGAGGAGGAGGAGAGAAUGUUUGAUGAAGAGGAGGACGAUGGCGCAGGAGGGCUCACACUUCUCUCCACGUCUCCUUUUUCUAACUUCGACAGGCUGAGAGAAGAGAAGCAGAAAAACAAAGCAAAGGCGGAGACAGGAAGUGGCGGAGUGAUGGAGGGGGUGGGGGUCUGGCUGGACUGGGACGGAGACAUGGAAGACGAGGAUGACGACGGGGGGCAGAGGUUCGCCCAGGCUUUGAAGCUGCAGCUGGGCAGCGCGGUGGCAAGGGUCAUUGACCGCGUCCUGCGCCUUUACACCGAAACGUCCGAUUCCAGGCCUUCCUCCCCUCCGGCCGCCAUCUCCUACCUCCCGUCGGGAGAGGCGGAGGGCGGGCCAGGGGACAAGGGGGUGUGGCUGGGACUCUUAGCCAGAGUGGAGGAUGAGGUCGGAGGUCAGGAGGAGAGGCCUGGGGGGAGGAAGGAUGACGAAAGAGAGAAACAGAGAACGAGAACCUUGCCUCCGCCGAGCAGCGAGCAGACAGAUGUGGCGUUGCCGUUGGUCACUCAAAAGUCACCUGGCUUCCACAACGCCCGCCCACUUCCUGGCCCACCUUUGUCCAACCAGGCAAACCUCUCCCUGCAUCACCCCUCCUUGCCUCGCCCCCCGCUUCUCUCCCAUCCUCUCUUGCACCCAGCGUCCCAAUCCAAGGACCCGUCCUCGUCUUCCUCCUCCUUCCCACCUCCUCCUCCCCCUUUGCCCCUCCCACUCAUCCAUUACUCCAUGCAGCAGCUCUUCUCCCGCUCCCUCCACCACCCACAGAUGCCCCAUUUUCCGGCGUCCCGCAAGGACUUCCUCAACUCUGACCCCUUCUUGGAGUUCCACUCGCAUCCCUCCUUCCCCCCGCUGCCCAUGCUGGGUCACCUGGGCCCCGGCCUCGUACGCGGCGGCAGGGAGCGGGAGCGGGGGGUCCGGGGAGGUGGAGGGAUGGACGGAGGAGAUCUUUACUUGGCUGCUGGAGGAACCCAGGAGGGCUUGUCUCCUUGCCACCUGAAGAAAGCCAAACUCAUGUUCUUCUACGCUCGCUAUCCCAGCUCCAACACACUCAAGACGUACUUCCCGGAUGUCAAGUUUAAUCGCUGCGUGACCUCCCAGAUGAUUAAAUGGUUCAGCAACUUCAGAGAGUUCUUCUACAUCCAGAUGGAGCGUUUUGCAAGGCAGGCUGUCCGAGAAGCCCUCGCACGGGAUGGGGCCCCCUGCCUGGGCAGAGAGAGCCAGCUGCGAGUGGGCCGGGACACAGAACUGUAUCGAAUACUGAACAUGCACUACAAUAAAAGUAACAUCUACCAGGUCCCAGAAAGGUUUAUUGAGGUCUCCGAAGUGGCCCUGAGGGAGUUCUACUCUGCCAUUUGGACCGGGAGAGACAGCGACCCCUGCUGGAAGAAAGGAAUAUACAAAAUUAUCUGUAAACUUGACAGUGGCGUGCCAGAUGCCUUCAGAUUACCUGGUUGUCCAGUUGGCUGAGCAGACCAUUGUUAAUACAACCUAUUAGCACACAUGC